Messenger RNA from Melopsittacus undulatus (budgerigar), 4243 nucleotides. RefSeq names its product protein FAM122A-like. The coding region runs from base 169 to 1023 and encodes 284 amino acids. Lineage: Eukaryota; Metazoa; Chordata; Aves; Psittaciformes; Psittaculidae. Gene Ontology annotation, molecular function: protein serine/threonine phosphatase inhibitor activity. The record is from RefSeq and is a predicted model, not a curated record. The transcript has 10 exons.
CCCCUCGCCGGGCUCGGCGCGCCCCCGGCCUGUGCCUGCGGCGCCGCCCGCGAGGCCUGUAGGGGCCGGGGGCAGCGGCGGCAUGAGGAGCCGCUGCGGCCGCCGGCAGUGAAUGGGCAUCGCGGCGGAGCGGGAGCAGCCGGAGCCGGAGGUGCGGCCGCCGCCGCGAUGGCUCAGGAGAAAAUGGAGCUGGACCUGGAGCUGCCGCCGGGGAGCGCCGCGGCCCCGAGCGACGGGGGCGGCCUGAGGAGAUCCAACAGCGCCCCGCUCAUCCACGGGCUCAGUGACAACUCGCAGGUUUUUCAGCCUUACGUGCUGCGAACUCGCAGGAACAGCACAACAGUUACGAGCCGUCACAGCAUGUUGUUGUCAUCAUCUCCUAUUCGUAUUCCUAGUAGCCGACUUCAUCAGAUCAGAAGGGAGGAGGGAGUGGAUUUAAUGAACCGAGAAACAGCGCAUGAAAGGGAAGUGCAGACAGCAAUGCAGAUAAGCCAGUCAUGGGAGGAAAGCUUGAGCCUGAGCGACAAUGACUUGGACAAGUCUGAGAAAUCUUCCUCCCCAAAGAGAAUAGACUUCAUUCCAGUUUCGCCUGCACCUUCACCUACAAGAGGAAUAGGAAAGCAAUGUUUUUCACCAUCAUUGCAAAUGUUUGUGAGCAGUAAUGGGCUACCUCCAAGUCCUAUUCCCAGUCCAACAAGGCGAUUCACCAACAGGAGGAGUCAAAGUCCUAUUAACUGUAUCAGGCCCAGUGUUCUUGGCCCCAUUAAAAGAAAAGGUGAAAUGGAAACUGAAAGUCAGCCAAAGAGACUUUUUCAAGGAACAACCAACAUGCUUUCUCCAGAUGUUACACAUCUGACCGAUCUCAGUUCAUGCCUGUCUUCAGAUAUUCUUGAUGGGAGCAGCAGCAGUGUUGGCUCGUCCUCUGACUCGCUGACUAAAGGCAGCAUAACCACAGAGUCUCCAGUGACAUGCUCCAACUCAUGCUCUUCGUUCAUUCUGAUGGAUGAUCUUUCACCUAAGUGACUUAAUCUGUGUCUGGUUGUGCUGUUUCCUCACUGUACACUCGUACAGAGAAAUGAACUCUCAUUCUUGAACCAUUAACACGAGGAUUACUGAAAGAAAACUAUUCUUGUUCCUUAAUCCUUGGUGACUUUCCAGUGAUUUUGAUUUUUUUUCCAUUUAAUGGACGUUGUAGACCAUAUUAAUGUCUGUUUUUGCAAAUUUGUGUUUUUUUAAACAAGAUGUCUGCUCAGAUUAUACUAACGUUUUGCUUUCAGGAACUUGCAUACACAAUUUGAUUCCAAGAAUAGGUAUCUGCCUAGUAGUGUUGCAAUUUGUAGGAGAAUUACUUCUAUUAUUAUUGUGGUCACUAUGUCUAAGGAAAGAAUUUGAUUUGGAGGGAUUUGAAAAUGCUGAUUUAUUCUCUGGCACUUCUACCAUUGAGUAAAAAUAUUCUCCUUGGUGUUUUUAUCUUUAGUCACUAGCUAAAAAUUCUUUUAUGGAAGGAAGGAAAAUCUUUUCUUAGUGCUGCUAGUCGUUUUUCUUACAGUGGGUGUGGAAAUCUCCCUCUCUGACAUUAAAAACCCACAACAAAAUGAUUGGCACUUUUGCCACCAAUGAAGAAAUAACAGUACUCUACAAACAUGAUUAAAAUAGCUGCAUAGUUCUCUCCCCAGAUCCUUUACCCUGCAGAUUUUAUGAAAUAAGGUCAAUAUUCAGCAAGGUUUGGCCAAGGAAAAUGACCCCAUGCCUCGAUCUAAGACGUACAGUGCAGUUAACAAAGUUAUUUAAACUACUGUGUAGGAGAACCAUAUUUGGCACCGCCGAUGUCUCCCGUGGCAUUGAGGUCAUAGGUAUUUUUGUGCCUUAGGGGGCAUUGUUAUAAAAUGAUGGAAUGUAAAACCAGAGGGGUGGGUGGGGAAAGCCCUUUUAUGUACAGCUUCUUAUAGGGUGCUCACCACAACCUGUCCUGGAGGCUGCUUUCCUUAGGAAUGCUCGCUGAAUGCUGUGGGCAGCCCAAGAGAGCAGCCAAGGUGAUGCCCUCUGCAGCUGCAUUUACACCUUUGUUCGUCAUGAGCAGGGCAAACAGCUGAGCAAAGAUUCCAUUUCUAAGGAAAGACUUAAAAGUUUGGAUUGAACACGAGCUCUGCGUAUUGCUUGGCUUAUGUUUGAGCUCUGAGCAGGCUUGCUACAGUACCUUGGUCAGGCUGAGGUAAGACAAGAGAUAUUUUACUUUUUAAAGACUUUAACGGGGCAAAAUAAAUCCGUUUGUAAUCUACUGUGUUAUGCUAUUUAUUAUUUAUAACUAUGUAAAAAGUCUGUGGUGAUGAAUUAUAGUAUUUUUUUAUGAUUGAAUAAGUUUUUUAUGUUCAGUAAUUGCUGGCUGGUUUGUAUUUAAUACGCAACGCUGUCUGCCAGAAUCAUAAGCUUCCGGUUCUGAAUGUUUGUAACAUAAAUGCUUUUGUUAUCUAAAAGUACAACUUCUGAUCUUUCUGAAAGAAAAUAGCACUGAAUUUCAAGGAAGAUGAUGUGCUUGAAAAGGGAGCACAAGCUCUGGCAAUACUGUCUGGCUAAAAAAAGGGAGGGGGACAACCAUAGUUAUUUGUGUUCUGAAGAAGCCAUUAAGUUCCCAGGAGACAUGUACAUACCAGGUUAUUUUUCCAAGUGUUCCCAUUCGAUUGUAAGCAAUCCCAUUGUGGGCCAACAGUGGCACUUUUAUUUGUAUUCUCCUUUUUCACCUGUGGAGCAUUAGUUCCCCACCUUGAAUAAAUGUGCAUAUUGUAAAACACUGUCCGUUGGUGCCAUUUUUAAAGGAGCUCUGCAGGAGUGAAUGUUCAGUUUAUUUGUAUAUGCCCAGUGCUAUUUCUUGACCUUUUUUGAUGUCUUAAAUGGCUUAAAUAUUUUUCUGUCCAUGCUUGUAUCCUCUCUGGUGCUAGCAGAAGGCUGCAUUGACAUCUACAGGACAUUGGUAAAUGGCGUCUGUGAUAAAAUUCAACCUGGUGCCUGUGCCCCAGUUUCAUCAUAGGAUGCUUUUAAUGGGACUGUGGUGUAGAAAUCUGAACAGGGGGUGGCAGAAGGGGGAAGGCUAUUGCAUGCUUUCCUACAAGUGAGAAGAGCACAGCAGUUGCUUAUUUUUGGCUGACUUACCUGUACAAUGGAUGUAUUCCAGAUUUGUUUGUUAGUGGAGAGUCUUCUGCCUUUGUAAACAUUAGAAUGUAAGCUUCAUAAAGCAAAUGCACAUAUACUCUUGUUACAGCCGUUUUUGGAGUGUUCUGGCUAUUCCCCACUCUUCUGAAGUCAUUGCUCUUUUAUAAACUAUGUAUGUAACGCAGACGCAGGCUGUCUCUUGUUUUGGAAUGAAUAGCAUGGUGCAGUGCAGUAGGAACCACCUUGGACCACGUUCUCUUUCACGUUCGUAGCUGUAAGACAAUGUGUUACUUUAAAACUGGGUUUUCUAAUACUUUAAUAGCUGACAUCUGCACUUAACUGCACGUGUUGCUGCUGUGGACAGAACCCAUCUUUGUGGCAGUGUGAAGGCUGGUACAGCACACUGGCUAAAACUGACUAGAAGGUGCACUUCGGGGCUUGGUAACUGGCUUGUAUGUAAUGAAUUAGGUAGGAGUGUGGGGAAGCAGGCCAGCUGGGGCUGGUAGUCAGCUUUAGUCUAUAACUGUUGACACAUUUCACUGUUUUUUAUGGCCUCACCAGAUUUCCUUAUGCUGAAUUGCUAUAUGAGUGUCUGAGUUCCUCUCUUGCAUCCUUGUUUUAAAUAAGAAACCAUUAGUGCAGAUCUAUUGCUGAGAAUCACCAGUGAUGACUUACCUUUAAUGUCACUGUUGACAGGCAAGUUUGAAAUACCAGUGUAAUUCCAGCAGCAUUUUAGAUGGACUUUUUAAUGUGUUCAUGAGCACAGCAUUGUGCUGUUGGUCUUUGACUAGCACUGCCUUUAGAUCCAAUCUGAACCAUGCUGAAUCCUCAUUUCAUGGGCUUAAAAUGCUGGAAGGGUUUUACCAAUGCUUUAGAGAAAUGUGUGUGUCAGCUGUGGAACUCUGUGUUUUGAUAAUAUCAAGUGUUCUGAAUCAGGAAAUGGAUUGCAGUAUGCAUGUUUCAUUCUCCUUCAUUGAAUUUCAAAUUGGGGAUCACGGGCCCAAAAGCCUGUAUUUAAGGGGCUGUUUCUCUGACUGUAUGUGAUUAAAUACUUUCUUCUACAAUGAAAGUAAUUAAACUGUCAGUGGGUGAGGAU